GCUAGUUUUCGUGCAGUGAAGUGUGGUCCUCUGUGUUUGUGUUCAGCAGUUCACUGACAUUUGUAUGUACUGACGAAUAUUCAGAGACCUUUGCAGUGUUUUUGAGUUAACACUAGAGGUGUUGAGUGUAAACGACGGUCUAUUUUACCAUUAGCGACGGUUGCGUUGUAACACGUUGGAUGUUUACGUUGGUCUCCUUCGUCCUCAGGAUCAAUGGCGUCCUGUGAGUGGAUAACGUCUUGUAUAAACGUCGUUUUGUCUGUCUCUGCAAUGCAUUCUGCGUACAGACUUUUUAAGGACCACAGAGCUCCAUCAGUUGGCCUCUUCCUGCUUGGACUCUCCACGGCACUCUGCGUCUUGCACCCCUCCAGCUCUUACCUGACCUUUAUUCAGAGAGACGCAAAAUGGGCCAGUGAGGUUCUGGCUCCAGCACUUGUCUCCUUUGACUUUCUCUGGCUAAGUGAAGAUCACAACACAGCUCAUAUUCUCCUGUGCGGCUCCUGUAUGCUGCUGGGACUGUGUGACUGGCUCUCAGCUGAUGCUCUCACAGUGAUGACACGCUGCCUGGCCCUGUCCUCUCUGUCGUGCUGCCUGACUGUGUGCCUGUUUGCUGGCAACGCUUUAGGAGCCCUGGGUGGUGUGGCCCUUAGUCUCCCGUUGCUGGUGGCUCCACUGGGUGGAACCAACACUUUUUCGUCUCUGAUUUCUCCAGCUGUCACAGAGGGACUUAUAACCUGGAUUUUAAAAGGCUUUAUGUCUGUUGGUUGUUGGGCCUCCAUGCAGGCCCUUCACAUGUUUCUUUUGGAUGUCACUGAACGAUGUCAUAUAGGCAUUCAGUAGAUUUCUGAAUGUUUAAGUUAGGAUUUGUUUUCUGAAUGACCUCAUUAGUUUUACUGUGUGAAAAAUUGUAUCUAUGCAAAUUUCUAACCUAAAAUCAGAAGUACCUGAGUUAACUUUAUUACACUACAACAAUGUUAAGAGUUUACCGUGCUCAUGUCACUACAGAACUUACUUAUAACAUUCAAAAAAACAUAUAAAUACCAUUUUAUACAAAAGACUUAAAAAUCUUUUAAUCGAUUUAAGCUAAGUUUCCUACAAGGCAGACUUUGCUGACAUUUGUCUGUUCAGACUAAAGAAACUCAAUGGUAGCACUUAACAGCAACAAUGCAGCAUAUUAACUGGUUCUGACCUUUCAGAUGUUGAGAUUGACACCUUUUUUUCUUUGUCAAGGCAUUAAGCUCUAAAAUAGAGGGGCGCUGAUGGCCCAUUGGUAAGGUCCUGCCCCUUGUGCCCUCCAAGCUGGUGGUCUAGGUUGGAAUUUGACACCUUUCCCACGAGUCAUUAUUAUUUCCAACUCCAGAUGCUCCAUUAUAGAGGCAUAAGAGCCCAAAUAUAAAUCUUUUUAUAGUAUUAAUAUAAAAAGACAUUUAAAAGAAGUUAUAGUUAAACGUAUGCUUGAAAAAAAAAAGACAAAAAAGAUUUUGCCUUUAUCAUAACAUUAAUUAAUUAAACAGGGAAACAUGAUAAUGGAUUUUUGCUGAUAUGCCAAUAUUUACAAAUUAAUUUGAGUUGAUACUGAUAAUCCACACAAAUAUUUUAAUGUAGUUCAGAUCUAAAACUUAAUUUUUAUAGCCAAAACAUUGGUUGUAAAUAUCGUUCUAAAUUUUCAUUCCUGAAUUAAACAAAACUUAAAUAAAGGACUACAUGUAGCAGAGUCAAUUUUAAGCUAGCCAGUUUGCUUGCACUGGUGUUACAGUAACGACCCAGCAUUAUUAAUAACACUAAAAAUAAAGCACUUUAAGAGAAAGAGCGGAAAAAAGAGAUUACAGAAAUUUUUUCAACUAUUUAUGUUGGUGGCUAGUUUAAAUUAUUGAUUAAUAAACUUAAAGAAAUACAUAUAGAAAAAAACUAGAAAUUGCUUGAAACAGGGACUCUAAAAUGUAACAUGCUUUUUGGAUAUUGAUUCACUAUGACUUACAGCGGUUAGGAGGUGUCUUUUUACUGGAAUUAACAACAGCUAACAAACCUUGACUGAACUUGAUAUGAUCUUAUUUUGAACUCAAAGCACAGAAAUCAGCUAUCAAACUAGCAUGGGAGUUCAAUUUGGCAUCUGCAUCGCUGUGGUGCAACAAUUACCCCACAACACACUAAAGUGCCUGAAUCACAUUCAUUAUCUCUUCAUAUGAUGUUGAGACGUUGACAAUUUAAUGCCCUGUUCAGCUAAUUUCAAAGAACGCCAGCUAGGCCACACUCACUCUCAGGUUGUUGACAUUCUCCACACAUCUCUUUGCACACAGUUUUAGUGUUGCAGAAUCCAAAACAUGCAGCUGCCUUAUACUCUGGCUCCUGUUUGCUCUGCAGCCUCAGCAGUAUCACAGUUUAAAUACCUGCAGUAGUCGAAGUUCCUGGCCCCGUCUCUUACCUCACCAUGCCCAACUGAAACUCAUCAAUGUUUUUUUUUAUGACUUUUUUUUUAUCAUCUGUAACAAUGGCUUCAUCAUUAUGAGUCACUGUCUCUUCUGUUAUUUCUGCGUAGCUUGUUUUCCCACAGUGUUGUCUGUAAAGUACAUUAACAUUCAUAGUGGACACUGCAGAUUCCCUCUCAGGAUUACAGAGUGCUGUGCAGCUGCAGGAGCAGUUUGUGCUGCAGUGUUCGACCAGCAGACUUGCUGCGUACCUUUGUGUGGGAGAGUGCCUUUGUCCGAGCUCAGAGAAUGCAGAUUUGCAGGGCUGUUUUCAAGGCAUUUUCAGUGUUUUUGCACAUUUUUGAUUUUUUUUAAUACCAAAGCAGUCCUGUUCAUUUUGCUUUCCCUACUUUUUAUGAAUUUGCAUUUACUUGUAGUUUAUUUUUUUGGCUGGAUGAUCUGUUUUAUUAUGUUUUUUGUUGUG
This is a messenger RNA of Cheilinus undulatus (humphead wrasse), 2889 nucleotides long. RefSeq lists its product as uncharacterized. Bases 214 to 840 code for a protein of 208 amino acids. NCBI's taxonomy places the organism in Eukaryota, Metazoa, Chordata, Actinopteri, Labriformes, Labridae. The transcript has 2 exons. The record is from RefSeq and is a predicted model, not a curated record.